AUGCCAAAAAAUAACAAAGACAAAGGCAAAGGCAAGAAGCCCACCUUUGAUCAACCCUUGGAAAAGAUUACGGACGAUCCUCGUUUCGCCCACGUCCACAAUGACCCUCGCUUCAAGCGUCCCAGAAGAAAGGACGCCAAGGUCACGAUCGACAAUCGAUUCUCGUCCAUGCUAAAAUCGAGCGAAUUUGCCGAACAACCCAAGGUGGAUCGAUACGGUCGUCCUAUCGCACCUCAGACGGCCGAGAACGAGCUUAAGCGUUUCUAUGAAAUCGAAGACGAAGAAGAGUCCGACGAAGAAGAAGAAAAAACAUUGGAGGAACUAGAACGCGAGCUCGCAGAGGAUGAAGGCAAUUUAGAAGACGAAAAGAUACCUAUUGUUGCAAAGGCACGUAAGCCUCGAUACGAUCCUAUGCGUGGUCAAGGUGUCAUUGAGUCAUCUGACGAAUCGACGGACGAUGAAGCGUAUAGCGACGAAGAUUUAGAGCCUGAAGUAGAGGUUCCAACAGGCGACGCUACGUACCGAAUUGCGGCUGUCAAUAUGGACUGGGACAAAAUUAGAGCCAUCGAUAUUCUAAAAGUCUUGAACGCUUUUAAACCCACAACGUCGGUCAUUAAGCAGGUUGCUAUUUAUCCAUCCGAAUUUGGCAAGGAGCGUAUGGCCCGUGAAGAAAUGGAAGGCCCUCCAAAGGAGUUGUUCGAGAAGGAGACGGAUUCCAGCAAAAAAGAUCCAAAGAAAAAUGAAGAGGACGAAGAACACGAUGAAGAUUUUGAUCAGGAUGCCCUUCGCAAGUAUCAGUUGGAUCGCCUAAAGUACUAUUAUGCUGUGAUCGAGUGCGAUUCGGUACAAACUGCUCAAGCAGUUUACCAGUUAUGUGAUGGCAACGAAUACGAAGCUAGUGCCAACUUUUUCGACUUGCGCUAUAUACCCGAUGACAUGACCUUUGACGACGAGCCAAAGGAAGUGUGUACAUUUGCACCCGAAGAUUACAAACCAGCAAAGUUCUCGACCGAUGCUCUGCAACAUACCAAGGUCAAGUUGACUUGGGAUAUGGAUGACCAUCACCGUCUUGAACUAACUCGCCGCAACUUUACGGAGAACGAUUUGAGGGAUCUGGAUUUUGCUGCAUAUCUUGCUUCGUCAGACGAAGAUGAAUCAGAUGAUGAAGAAGAUGUAGAUGCACUACGCGAAAAGUAUCGAAAACUACUCAAUAACGUUGAAGACUCAGCAUUUGACAACCAUACAAACGAAGAAGAAGGUGAUAUGGAGGUCACAUUCACACCUGGUUUGACCGAAGCUGCCAGUGAAGCUGUCAACAAGCGUCUGAAUCCCGCUGAAGUAAAGGAGGAAACAACCGUUGAGACAUACAUGCGCAAGCAACGUGAGCGGAAACAAGCAAAGAAGGAACGACGACAGGCGGAACGUGAUGCUGAGGAAGACGAAGAAGAAGGAGGUAAAUCUAAACAUUCUGUUUUUGCAAUAGGAACGUAUGUGACGGUUAUCUAA
Molecule: messenger RNA, 1506 nt
Organism: Zychaea mexicana
Lineage: Eukaryota; Fungi; Mucoromycota; Mucoromycetes; Mucorales; Lichtheimiaceae
Exons: 5
Coding region: 1-1506 (501 amino acids)
Biological process (GO): rRNA processing
Molecular function (GO): RNA binding
Source: RefSeq, a predicted model, not a curated record